This is a messenger RNA of Paraglomus brasilianum, 576 nucleotides long. NCBI's taxonomy places the organism in Eukaryota, Fungi, Glomeromycota, Glomeromycetes, Paraglomerales, Paraglomeraceae. The record is from the annotation of a GenBank genome assembly.
AUUGCGAAAACGAUCGAAAAGAAAAAGUCGCCUCUUGAAUUUGUCGGAGUUUAUAUAUUAAGCCAUGACGAUUCGAAAGCCCUACAAAUUGCAUCAAGCAAGUUAAUUCACAUCCAGCAGCAUCUGCUUGUGCUUCAAGACAGAAGACAUGGACGUAUGAUGACCAAGCAAAGUGACAAAACGCUCGAGUUGCUGAGCUACCGUAGAGAUGCAUCAUCAGAUAGUCAUGAAUCACAAGAAUCCGUCAUCCGCCUCCUUAAAGAUGCAUUAGGCAUUUGCGAAUUACAAGAAUAUGUCGUCAGCCUCGAAAAACUGAUGAGAAUAGAUGAAAUACAAAAUGCGAUGGCAUCCAUACCAGAUCCGAGUAUUAACAAUGCAUCAAGUACUACUGAACCGCGAGGACCUGGCGUUCAGCCCAAAAAUAUGCAGGAUAUUACAGCAUCCGUAACACGUAGUAUCGAGAUACCGAUAAAGAAUAUAUCUGAUUUUAGUAGUAAUGAACCGGUUAUAAAUGGAAAAAUAGUAAGAAGGUUAUAUUAUCGACAGCAACAAGUGGCGCAGAAAUUUUUGGGCCAA